ACAACCAUUUUCUACACUUAAUCGCACGAUCUAGUUUAUAUAUAAUAUGAUCAUAGUGAUCCAUUAAUUAUCCAAACAAAUAAGAAACGAAAUAGAGAAAAAGAAAACGAAAGAAUGUCUUCAUCAUCUUCCCUAACGCAGAGAAACCCAACAAGUUCGCAAGAGCAAUCGGAGUCUGUUCCACAGCUAAGGAGGCAGACAUCUCAACAUGCCGCCAUGUCACAGACGCUAACCUCAGCUGCAAACUUGGCAAAUCUCCUUCCAACCGGAACGCUCUUGGCUUUCACGCUCCUCAUACCCGUCUUUACAUCCAAUGGUUCAUGCGAUUACCCAACCCGCGUUUUAACCAUAGUGCUCCUAACGCUUCUCUCCAUCUCCUGCUUCCUCAGCUCCUUCACAGACAGCGUCAAGGCUGAAGACGGUAACGUUUAUUACGGUUUUGCUACUCGUAAGGGCAUGUGGAUUUUCGACUACCCUGACCCUGAUGGUUUGGGUUUACCCGAUCUUAGUAAAUACCGCAUAAGGAUUAUCGACUGGAUCCACGCCAUUUUGUCGGUUCUUGUGUUCGGUGCGGUGGCUCUGAGGGACAAGAACGCCGUGAGCUGUUUUUAUCCGGCACCAGAGCAAGGAACCAAGAAGGUUUUGGAUAUUGUUCCGAUGGGUGUUGGGGUUAUUUGCGGCUUGUUGUUUUUGGUUUUCCCGGCCAGAAGGCACGGUAUUGGAUAUCCGGUUACCGGAGACGGAGGUCGCCGUUAGAUUUGUUGUUUAUUUUGUCCAAUUACAUAUAAACAAUUGAUUCUUUU
Messenger RNA from Arabidopsis arenosa, 803 nucleotides. NCBI's taxonomy places the organism in Eukaryota, Viridiplantae, Streptophyta, Magnoliopsida, Brassicales, Brassicaceae. The record is from the annotation of a GenBank genome assembly.